This is a messenger RNA of Cuscuta epithymum, 2319 nucleotides long. The record is from the annotation of a GenBank genome assembly. NCBI's taxonomy places the organism in Eukaryota, Viridiplantae, Streptophyta, Magnoliopsida, Solanales, Convolvulaceae.
AUUUCUGUAUAUAUACAUCAUCCUUGAUUCUCUCUCGCAUCAUUCCCUCACAAGAUGCCUUCUUAUCCCAGCCUCCAUUUCCCCUUCUCAAGUUGGUUUGGUAAAUCGGUUCAACCAAACAAAGGAAGCCACAAUUAUGGUGAGAACCCUACAACCGAGUGUUAUGCUUGUACACAAGUUGGGGUUCCGGUUUUCCACUCCACUAGUUGCGACAACGCAAACCAGCCCGACUGGGAGGCUUCUGCCGGUUCAUCGCUGAUCCCCAUCAAGUACAAGCCCGGUUCCUCCGUGGGUGUCAUGGCUCGAAACGGCCACAGGUCAGGGCCGUUCGGGCGAGUAUUGGACCCACGUAGGAAGAGGGUGCAGAGGUGGAACCGCGUGUUCUUGUUGGCACGCGGCGUGGCCUUGGCCAUCGAUCCCCUCUUCGUCUACGCCUUAUCCAUCGGUCGUGAGGGCUCACCCGACAUGCACAUGGAUAGUGUCUUGGUUGCAAUUGUCACGGCCCUCCGAACAUGCGUCGACGCCGUGCACAUUUGCCACAUGUGGCGGCAGUUCCGGCUGGCUUAUGUGUCUAGGGAGUCGCUGGUGAUCGGUAGCGGGAAACUCGUUUGGGAUGCACGUGCUAUUGCCUCCCACUACGUCCGAUCAUCGAAUGGCUUCUGGUUCGACGCUUUCGUGAUCCUCCCUAUUCCUCAGGUGUUGUUUUGGUUGGUGAUACCCGAAUUGGUACGAGAUGAGCAGGUGAAGCUCAUAAUGACAAUUCUUUUACUCAUUUUUUUGUUCAAUUUCCUUCCAAGAGUCUAUCAUAGCAUAUCCUUAAUGAGAAGAAUGGAAGAGAUCACUGGCUACAUCUUUGGCACCAUUUGGUGGGGGUUUGGCAUCAAUAUCAUAGCCUACUUCAUUGCUUCUCAUGUAGUAGGGGGGUGUUGGUAUGUACUUGCAAUUCAACGGGUCUCUUCAUGUGUAAGGAAACAAUGUCAUCUACAAAGCCCAUGUCAUCUCCCACUAUCUUGCUUAGAUGUGAAUGGACCAUUUAGUUAUGGUAUAUAUGAAUGGGCUCUACCUGUAGUCUCUAGUCAAUCUGUUGCUGUCAAGAUUCUGUAUCCCAUCUUCUGGGGACUCAUUAGUCUCAGCACAUUUGGGAAUAUAUUGGAACCAACAAGCAAUUGGUUGGAGGUUGUUUUUAGCAUUUGUAUUGUGAUUUGGGGUUUAAUGUUGUUCACCCUAUUGGUUGGACACAUUCAGGUAUUUUUACAUUUAGUGAUGGCGAGGAAGAGGAAAAUGCAAUUGAGGGGUAGAGAUCUAGAAUGGUGGAUGAAGAGAAGACAACUUCCCUUGAAAUUGAGGCAAAGAGUGCACCAUUUUGAACGCCAAAGAUGGGUGACUAUGGGCGGAGAAGAUGAGAUUGAAGCGAUUAAAGACCUGCCUGAAGGUAUUCGUCGUGACAUCAAACGAUUUUUGUGCCUUGAUCUCAUAAAGAAGGUUCCUCUAUUUAGCAGUUUGGAUGAUCUCAUUCUUGACAACAUAUGCGACCGCAUUAAGCCUCUAAUCUUCUCCAAAGAUGAGAAUAUAAUAAGAGAAGGAGAUCUAGUGCAACAGAUGGUGUUUAUUGUCCGAGGUCAUGUAAAAAGCAGCCAAAAUCUAAGUAAAGGUAUGAUAGCGACAAGUACUCUUGAACAAGGAGGUUUCUUAGGUGAUGAGCUUUUAUCAUGGUGUCUUCGACGUCCCUUCAUUGAUAGGCUACCAGUGUCUGUAGCCACAUUUACUUGUAUUAAGCCGGUUGAAGCAUUCGGCCUAGAUGCCAGCCAUAUCCGCUUCAUCACCGAACACUUUCGAUAUCAAUUUUCAAACGAGAGGCUUAAGAGAACAACAAGGUAUUAUUCUACCAACUGGAGGACUUGGGCUGCCGUUAAUGUGCAGUUGGCAUGGCGUAGCUAUAAAAUGAGGAAAAGAGGACAAGUAGCAAAUAAUGUGAUACAUAUUGGAGACAACAUUGAUAUGCGCCUUCGUCGGUAUGCCACAAUGUUCUUAUCAAUUAGACCACGAGACCACCUUGAGUAGUAGUCAUUUAUAUUGCAUACAUGUGUACCUUAUUGCAUAUGAGUAUUGCCUGUAUGUUUCAUAUUUAUCACUUUAGCUUCUCCAAGACUAGUUUUGAGUCAUUACAUAUUGUUUCAUUCCAAUAAAUGUAUAGGGAGAAAUGAAAUUAAAACAUUUUUUGCAAUAUUCCAAUAUAGUAUUAUUGUAAGUAAAUCUUAGUAAAAUGCACUCUUUUGAUUAUUGUCAUCUAAGUUUCACUAUCUUUAAAUGUAUUAUGUA